Molecule: messenger RNA, 821 nt
Organism: Eurypyga helias (sunbittern)
Lineage: Eukaryota; Metazoa; Chordata; Aves; Eurypygiformes; Eurypygidae
Gene: SGPP2
Product: sphingosine-1-phosphate phosphatase 2
Exons: 4
Biological process (GO): sphingosine metabolic process; phospholipid dephosphorylation
Cellular component (GO): endoplasmic reticulum membrane
Molecular function (GO): sphingosine-1-phosphate phosphatase activity
Source: RefSeq, a predicted model, not a curated record
CUGUCUGUCUCACACCGUCUUGUGUUGAUGCAUCUCAUCAUGAUGUACAUAGGCCAGGUCUCCAAGGACAUCCUGAAGUGGCCUCGGCCCCUCUCGCCACCUGUCGUCAAGCUGGAAAUGAGGACGGAUGCGGAGUACGGGAUGCCCUCCACCCACGCCAUGGCAGCUACUGCCAUCUCCUUCUCCUUUCUCAUUGCAACAGCGAACCAGUACAAGUACCCGUACGAGCUAGGCCUGGCAGCAGCGUUAGUGUUUUCCACACUGGUGUGCCUCAGCAGGCUCUACACGGGGAUGCACACAGUCCUGGAUGUGAUCGGUGGAGCGCUGAUCUCGGCCGUGCUGCUCGUGCUCCUGUAUCCUGCGUGGGACACGAUAGAUCGCUUGCUGUUAACCAGCCCCUUCUGCCCGCUGUUUUCCGUAGUUGUGCCUCUUGUCUUAUGUUACAACUACCCCAAACUGGACUAUUACAGCCCUACGAGAGGAGACACCACCACUAUCCUAGGAGCGGGAGCCGGAGCAACAGUGGGAUUUUGGUUAAAUAACCAGUACGCCGCGGCAGCCUACACCAGCAAAAAUUUUCAGCCUGGGUUUCCUCUGCUCACCAGUAAAAUCGUGGUGGUUGUGCUAGCCAGGUUCUUGGUAGGGAUCUUGGUUGUGCUGCUGACGCGCCGGCUCGUGAAGAGCGUGGCCCUUGGCCUGCUGGGUUACCGGUACAAGUUUCCCGUCGGCGACCUGGAAGCCCGAAGACGGCUGGAAGUCGAAGUGCCGUACAAAUUCGUAACGUACUCCUCCGUUGGCUUCAGCGCUACCGUGAUUGUGCC